GUCACAGCCAGGCAGGCUUAAUGAUAACGCGCGUAGCCCGAUCCUAUUCACUUACUUGGAAGUAAGCCCUGUUACUCGGAAGCAGCCAUGGCUGUUCCCCAGGACUUCCAAACAUUUGUCUUCCUGGAUAUUGAAACAACCGGCUUGCCCCAUGACCGGCCUCGCAUGGCUGAACUCUGUCUCUUUGCUGUGCACCGCCAUUCACUGCAACCCUCUCUGCUGGGGUGGUCAAAUGCCCCCCGGCUACCCCGAAUCAUAGACAAGCUCACCCUCUGUAUUGAUCCCAAGAAGCCCUUCACCCUUGAAGCAGGGGAGAUCACCGGACUGAGCAAUCAGAACUUGAUGGAGAACUGCAAGCCAGAUUUCAACAGCGCUUUGGUGGAGGCCCUAAGGGGUUUUCUGCAGCGGCAAGCUGGCCCAAUCUGUUUGGUGGCCCACAAUGGCCUCGGCUUUGACUUUCCCCUGCUUCGUGCAGAACUGUGGCAAGUGGAGACCGACCUGCCCCCAAGCACCGGUUGCCUGGACACACUGCCAGCCUUGAAGGAGCUAGAAAGAUCUGCCAGCAUGAGCUACCGGCUUGGGGCUCUCUACCGACAUUUCUACGGACGGGAACCUACUGGAGGCCACUCAGCUGAAGGAGAUGUGCUCACUCUUCUCCUAGUGUUCCUUGCCAAAGCCCCUGAGCUAAUGACGUGGGCAGCUCUUAAUGCGCACAAGUGGGGAGAGAUCCGGCCUAUGUACUCCCUCAGUCUAAACAGAAGAAGGGACUAAUACUCAAAAGAAAAGAAGAAAUGGCUUCUUAUGCAAAAUCAAACCUUGAAGUGUCUUCCUGCACAGGGCUACUUCUUGUGCUGACUCUUCUCAGAAGGUUAGUGCGAUGCAUAGCUAGGAGCAGUGGUUCCCCAACAUUUUUUUUCCAUGGAUCACUUGAAAAUUGCUGAGGCUCUUGGUGGAUUACUUAGUUUUCUGCCUGUUGUAGCAAUUGUAAUGUGCUGUACUAAAUGCUAUAUAAUUUUUAAUUAUAUUUUUAUUGCUUUUUAUAUUGUAUUUUGUUGAGCUUGUUGCAUUCCAUAGAAUUCAGAUUGUAAUACAAUAUAAGAAAUAAAAGCAGCAAUAUAAAUACAGUUAAAAAUCAGUAUGAAUAUUUCGUGCAGACGUGCCACAGACCACCACUUGAAUGAAGUUCACGGAGCACUGAUGGUACAUGUACCACAGUUAGAGAACCUCUGAUGUGAGUGUUGGUUUGGAAUUGUGGGACCCAAGUUCACAUCUGUGCCAUUAACCUCUCUGGGUAGCUUUGGGCAAGUUUCUAGCUCUCAUCACUGAUGGGCACAAACUACUUAAAAAGAAGUUAAACUGCCACUAUCUAAAAAUAGUUUUAGCUACAUUUAGUAGGUAAUUAAAGCUACUGUCUUAACUUCUUGAAGGGGUUAAGAGGUUGUAUUCAACAGUAAGUCAUAAUUUGAAUGGAUUCACUGAAAUUGAUGGACACAACUAACUUGGAUCCAUUAAUUUCAGUGGGUUUAUUCUGUGUAGAACUGAGUUGGAUUCAACUCAAGGUGUUUCAGUUACUUUUUAAAUAACUACUCCACCUCCCCAGGUUGAAACACAUAUAUUUAAGGUGGAGGUUGGUUGCUAGGUCAAUAGGGUUGAAAAUUCUCUUGGAUAUAUGGAGGAAGUGUCUGGGUUGUGCUGAGAAAUGCAACAUAUUUUUUCCUGGAUACCCGAGUCUUGUGUAGUCUGAGCAGGUUUGUAAACAAGAAACUUCAUUGCAAGUGCAACUGCUCUCUUUACUGAGCCAGGCUGAACUGCUACAAUAUUCUGAGUGGAGCAAUCCCCCUUAAGAAAUGCUGCACAUUUAGCAUGCUCCUACCCAGUAGGUAUGUAGUUAUGGAAGUAGGAUUUGCCACACUCUUUGCUGGUAACAUCAGCCGUGCCUGUCUUCUUAGUGACUUUAAUAUUUUUGUUGGUAUUUAUAAGUAAUGAAUUGUUUAAAUAUUAGUCUUUCUAGAGGAUGAUGGUAAUUAUUGUUAUUAAACUACAAUAAUAAGCAAUCAAAAUGUAAUUUAACUAUAUAGUUUGGAUUCUGCUCAGAAAGGAAUUGUAAUUACCAUUCAGUUACAUUCAGCUUAACUAGCAGUUUAAUUACUUUUAGUUAAGUAUUCAUCACUGCUUUUCUGCCUAACCUACUUAAUCACGGGAUUGUUGUGAGACUAAAUACGCUAAAGAUAAUUUGGUAGUAUUAUUAUCAAUCACGCUUCCCUGUUUCAGACAGAAAGGUUUUCUCCAAACACAUGUGUUAAAGCGUUUGGCCCUCCAGAUGUUGCUGAACUCCAGAACUUCCAUCAGCCCCGCCCAGCAUGGCCAACAGGGCUGUUGGGAAUUUGUAGUCCAGUUCUCAACCCCUGGUCUAAGGGCAUUUUGAUGCAGCAACUUGCUAAAGUAAGCUAGUCUGGGUCUGAUCAGGGCCUGGGUAGGAGAGUUCUUGGGAACCCCAUGGAUGGUACCAGGAGCAUUCUGAGUAUGGAAUCAUAUCCAUACUUAUAUGGGAUUAAGGCCCAUUGAACUAAAUUAACCUUACUUCUGAGUAGAUAUGCAUUGGAUUGCACUGUUGAGGAGAUGAAGGAUGUACAUGUAAUAAAGAAAAUGAAUGAAUAAGAACAAUUUAUCCAAACUUGCAUGUUGGGUAAUAUACUUGUAUUGUCAACACAAGGAUUUCUAUUUGCACAAUGGAACAUUCUCUCUGUGGGCCCCACACCCUCCCCACAUCUGAUCUGGAGGGUUGGGGGAACCCCUAGAACUGAUUUAGGGGGUGCAUGGGGAGACAAAGGAAGAAUGUUCAGUUGUGCAAGCAGAAAUCUUUGUGCUGAUGGAAUGUUUGCCUUAGUGCUAUGUUGGAUUCCAUCCCUAAUUUUUUAGAUAAGGUACAACCUUCUCAUGUGUCUGUUUUCUGAAGUCAAAAGCCUAUUGAUAUUAAAUUUGGUGAAAAGGUGGAGAUAAUUAAUUUUGAAACAUGUAUGUGACUGCUUGUUUUUCUAUACUAAAAAACAUUUUGAGGUUUUUGGAUUAUCCCUUUUACCUACAGAAAGACUAUACAUGCCAAGGAUUUUUUCUUCUGAGGGUGUCUGGAAGUAGGAUAUAAUGUAGGUGUCUCAUCGUUAAUCAUUGUAUAAAGCAGCUAUUUAAGCAUUAUGAUUAAUUAAAACAUUCAGAACAUACCAAAUUACAUAUGAAUUGCCAUAAUGAACUUAUCUCCUGACUAAUAGCAUUUUAGAGUGUUAAUUCCCCCAAUAUGUUGCUAACCCUGCUCCUCUGCAAGGUAGUCUAUUAUUAUCACCAAAUUGCAGAGUGAGGGUGGGGCUGAGAAUAGAGACUGCAGUCCUGUACUCAUCAUUGACAUGCAUAGCAUUGCCCUGUCAGUAAAUUCAUAGCUGAGGCAAGAUUUGAACUGGGGACUUGCUUAAUUCACAGCGUAGUCUGUAAGCCCCUAUGCUCUCACCAUUUCUACCAGCUGCCUUCCAUGUCUUGCUGUUCUCAAUAUUUGCUGUUCAGGAGAAUACUGGCUCUGAACAUGGAAGUCACGCUUUUGGCUGUCGUGGUAAUUAUGCUUUGAUUGGCCUAAUUGGUAAACUAAUGCUUUUUAAAAAGCCACUUGUGUUGCUGACUAUUGCAACAUCUUGUGGUAGUGAUUUUCAUAAGUAAUUGUGGCAUCAUGCUAGGAUAUGCUUCCUGUUGUUUAUCUUGUUCUCCUGUUGUAUUUCAUUUGGGUUUCUUGUGUAUGUCUCUGAUUUAUUAAGAGUUCUCUUCUGUUAGAAUGUCCAAUAAAAACUCUUUUAAAAAUUGGCCUGGUUAGUCUUCUGUUUGCACAGUCAUGGGCCAAGGCCAGAGGCAUAGGGUGCCCAGAGGCAUAGGGUGCAACAUUUAGUUGGUUAAUCAGUUAAAUUGAAAUAGUGCCCCUGAUCAAAUGGGCAGCAGAUUUUUAAAUUAACAAUUUUUAAUACAAGAACUGCAACAACUACAGGUGGCAGAUGCCAACUUAGAAAAGAGGUGCUUCCCCUUCUGUCACAUAAUCAUUAAGGCAGUGUGGUGCCCUCCAGGUUUCUGAACUACAACUCCCAUCAGUACCAGUCAGCAUAGCCAAUGGGCAGGAAUGGUGGGACAUACAGUAAAAAACACAAAAUUUGGAGGGCCACAGGUUCCCCACUCUUAUGUCCUACACCAUCCUAAGUCAAUACAGUGACAGUUACCAGACAGUUACCACUUUGUCAUCCCUGAAUUUCCAGAUUAAAAAAGUGGGGAUCUUUGAGACCUCAGGCCUGUGACAUUUUCAUCUGUACAGGCAACAAGAUUUGUGUUUAAAGAAAUUAAAUUCUCAGUAUUGUGUUACCAAGACAAAAUGAUCAAAGGUGUUGGUAUAGUGCAGAGGCUAGAGUGUUGGAAUAGGCCAGGGGGGCCCUGGGUUCAAAACCUCAUUCAGCCAGGAAACUCAGUAAUGCUGGGCCAAUCACAGUCUUUGCACAAUCUACCUCACGGGCUUAUGAGGACAAAAUGGGAAAAGGAAGAGAAGCAUUUACAUCAUCCUGAGGUCCUUGGUGGCUGAGUAGGAUUUUUAAAAUGACAUCUGUACAUGCCUGUUUUUUAGCCUAUGAAGUCAGGCUGGAAGAGUGAUUUUUUUACUUCCUACUUUCAGGAAACCCUUUCCACAGGGCUGGCUCUAUCAUUAGGCAGAGUGAGAUGACUACCUCAGACAGCUGAUUUUUGGUGUUAUGAAAGGAAAAUGCAUUAAGUCAUUUAGUUGUUGUAUUUUUACUGCCAGGGAGGGGUGGGGAAAAGUGCCUGUGGUGUCAGAUUUUCUGCCUCUGGUGCCAAAAUAAAGUUGACUGGCUUGGGUACAACUGGGGGAGGGGGAAUUUGCUAUUCUACAUCAGGCAGCAAAAUCCCUUAGCCACCCUGUGCAUGUACCCAAAUGUUGAAAAAACUUGCAUGUUGGCAAGGACCUGAGUGAGUUGUGCUGUCAUUCUGGAAGCAUACAGAAUACAUAUUUUAUGCAGGAUGCUGCCACACCUAUUGGAUCUCAUUGUGCUCAUUAACUGAAUCAUGGCGGUGGUAACAGCAGCUGCCUCCACCUGCGCCGUCCUCCACAGAAGGCACUACUGACGGGGCAGCACGAAAAUGGGUCGGGAGAGACCGGAGGACAACAGAGUUUGGUCUCUUACCCCGGAUGAGUGGUUCUCCAUCUCGGCAGAGCAGUUGCCUCUUGUUUGUCACCAAGGCAGUCUUGCCCAUGAGGGAAGCCGGCGGAGGGGUGCCUGAGGGCUGACUUAUCCUUGGCUGCUGCAGCCAUGACGCCACUCUUCAGGGAGCUUUUUCCUUGCAGAGAGGGGGGACGCGAGGGAGACCGGUCUGCAGGUAUGCCAUCCCCAGCAUGUGGGGGGAGACGGUGGUGGCAGUGGUGGCUCUCGGUCUGCUCCCUAUGUUCAUCUUCAUUGCCUACUACCCCAGCAUGACCGAGGAGCCUUCCUUGCUCAGCAGACUCUCCUGGAGGCGUGCAGGUGCUGUUGGUCACUCAACACUGCUGCUUGAGAUCAGACCACCAGGGAAGAGCUACGGUGGGCGGUUGGCGGAGACUGGUGGAGUUUAAAAGGACUUUUUGUUACUAGAACGAGACUGUGAAUAAUAUCAUGGGUGGGGUGGUCCUAGUAGGUAAGUUGAAGUUGAAAUUGUGUUACUUCUGCUUUUGCUAUAUUGACUAGUUGUGUAAUAGGAUUGUUACAAUGUGUAGGAUGUAAUUAGGAUUGUCACAAUGUGUUAUGUUAUAUUUAGUAUUGGUAUGGUUUGUGUUGCUGUUAUAUCUGCCAUUUGUUAGUUUCAUUAUUGUUGUAUUCUGUCUGAAAUUGUUUUUGCCAUUGUUUGACUUGCUGCAAGCGAUUUCAUAUGCAGUGUGUUUUUGUUUUCCUUUUUGUACGUCGCUUUGAGCCCUAUUUUUGGAAAAAAGC
Molecule: messenger RNA, 5996 nt
Organism: Rhineura floridana
Lineage: Eukaryota; Metazoa; Chordata; Lepidosauria; Squamata; Rhineuridae
Gene: TREX2
Product: three prime repair exonuclease 2
Exons: 2
Coding region: 88-771 (227 amino acids)
Biological process (GO): DNA catabolic process
Cellular component (GO): cytoplasm
Molecular function (GO): nucleic acid binding; 3'-5'-DNA exonuclease activity
Source: RefSeq, a predicted model, not a curated record